ACUCAGCCCCACAGGUGCAUGGGCCGAAGUCCUCUUAGGAUUAUUCUAGUGUCGGGGUCUCCUACUUAUUCCCAAAGUAUGAGCUCAAAAGCGGUGAAUCACUUGAGGUAGUUCCCUCGUAAGUCAAUUCUAUUUUCAUUAUAAGUAUUUGAUGUAACAUACAAUUCAUUUCUAUUCAAACUAUAAAGAUUAAAUUUUGCUGAACUUUUAUUAAAGUGUCUGAUGGUCAGAGAAAUACGAUUUGAACAUAUACUUUAUAUACAUUUUAUAUAAAAGCAAAUAUUUUCUGAAAAAUUGUUUUUUUUUUUUUUUUUGUUAUUUUAGGAAGGAAAAAUAAUGACAUUUCCACUUGAAAUUCCAUGUGAACAACAUCGUUUUAUAUUAGGUAAAAAAGGUGCUGGUCUAAAAGAAAUAUUCGAUAAAACAAAUGUUGUUGUUCGUAUUCCAAAUCAAGAAGAAAAUUCACCAACAAUACAAGUUAUUGGUGAAACAACUAGAAUUGGUGAAGCUAUAACAAUGAUUUAUAAAAUGGCUAAUGCAUUAACAGCUGUUCAAAUAAAUGCACCACAUUGGAUGCAUAGUGUUGUUAAAGGUGAACGUAGUGCUAAUGUUGAUAUAAUAAAAAAAUCUCAUCCAGAUGUUCGAAUAUUCUUUCGUGAUGAUCAUAUUGCAUUAGAAGGUCCACCAGAAGAAGUUGAAUUAGUUCGUAGUCAAGUACAAGCAGUUAUUGAUGAUUUACGAAAUAAUAAUACAACAUAUUUAGAACUUGAAAUAGAUCCACAAUAUUAUAAACAAUUAAUUGGAAAAAAUCAAAUACGUUUAACUGAAAUACAAGAACAAACAGGUUGUGAUAUUAGAUUUCCUUUUGUUGAUGAAAGUCGUUUUGUUAAAUUAAUGGGUACAAAAGAAAGUGUUGACAAAGCACGACAAUUAUUACUUGAACGAGUUCAAAAAUUAGUAAGAAAUAAUAUAUUUUAUUCGAAAUAUUUCAAAAAAAAUAAGUUAAUAAUAUUGUAUUGAAUAGAAAACAAAAUAAGACGAAUUCAAAAUUUUGAAUUUCAUUUUUGUGUACUCAAAAAGUGAGUACACUACUAAAAUCGGUCUGUGUGUCCGUCCGGCCGUCCGUAUACACGAUAACUUUCGAAAGAAGAGUCAGAUCGCGAUGAAAUUUUUUUAUUAUAU
This is a messenger RNA of Rotaria sp. Silwood2, 1182 nucleotides long. The record is from the annotation of a GenBank genome assembly. Lineage: Eukaryota; Metazoa; Rotifera; Eurotatoria; Philodinida; Philodinidae.